Messenger RNA from Rubroshorea leprosula, 3776 nucleotides. NCBI's taxonomy places the organism in Eukaryota, Viridiplantae, Streptophyta, Magnoliopsida, Malvales, Dipterocarpaceae. The record is from the annotation of a GenBank genome assembly.
GAGUAUUGUUGACUUGAACGUCAAAGCGUUUUCCCCGAGGAAACAUCCUCGGGAAUUUCAGGUGUGAAAGUAGCUGAAGAUAUCAACAGUGUUGGAUCACGAAGCUGCCCAAACAUUUGGCGCCGUUUGUGGGAACUUGAAUAAGAAGUUGUGUAGCUUAACUAGCUGAAGGAUAAAAUGGUUUGCACCUUUACCGGGAGUCAUCCUCCGAGAAACGAAAUGGAUGAGCAGGAGGACACUCAGCUAUCUGAGCUUGACAUGAAUGAACUUAGGCCAAUGCCGAGAAACCUUUUCAUUGGAGGAGCAGAACAGGAACAACUAAGUGAAAUAGAUGAUGAGAGAACACCAACUAGGUCAACAGAGCUUGCUCGGAGAACCGAGCUCGAAGAGAGAACCAGAGUUCUCGAAAUGGCAAUGGGUAAAAUCCUUACCCGUUUGAUCCCUGAUGACCCCCUAAUUCCUUUGCUGAAUAGGGAUGCGCAACCAACUGUAGUAGUUGCCACUCGCAACUCUCUCGCUCUAAGCAAUAUAGUAGUGCCGACCAAACCAAGGGGAAGUGGGAAGUUAAAUAACGAGCCUAAUUCAUCCAAACAUAGUAAAGAACUGAUGAGAAAGAAUGCUAAUCUCGAAAGGCAGCUACAGGAUGUACAUAAAUCCAUUGAUGAGCUGAAAAGCCCCAGGUCGCACCAACAGACCCUUGACUUGGAUAGUGCCUCACUCAACCUAUCCAUCACAGCGGAACUGUAUCAAGAGGGAUUCAAAAUCCCCCAACUAGAGACAUACGAUGGCUCGGGCCACCCAGAUGAGCAUCUGUAUACCUAUCAAGCUAUCAUGAGAAUCCAAAAUGCCAACGACGCCAUGAUAUGCAAAGUGUCUCCAGCGACACUGAAGUCAAUGACCAGAAGAAGACUAUCAACACUUGAAAGACAAGCUGGAAUUCUUAGUUCACAAUGGGAAAUUAGAAGGAUAUGUCCAGAAACCUUAUGCCCAGCAGCCAACUCAAACUCACUUUGUGCAGGGAGCAGAGCGUACAGGGGACGCCAGUUCAAUAGGCGAGGCCAAGGACAAAGAGAUGCCACUCAAAACCAAAAAGAUAGGAAAUGGGUAGGCUAUGCUGGGAUACCCCUACCCUCUGGCACAAUAAACAUGAUCUUGGGUGGUAUACACUUAGGAGGCCAAAGCUCUUGGGGCCGCAGGGCGCCGACCCAGCUCGGUCAGCAAAUAAUGAGCAUAUCGGAUAUUAAGCACCGACCUGAAGGUGUCGAGCAGAAGGUUGAGCCAGUAGAACCAGUGGCAACAGUCCCUUUAAACCCUGACAUGCUAGAAAGAACAGUUAAGUUGGCAGUUCACAAGCUCAGCAUGGACCCCACCAAAAGGCCAGUGGUUCAAAAACGUCGCCUUUUUGGUCUUGAGAAACAAGUUGCUAUAGAUGAAGAAAUACAAAAGCUAUUACAGGCAAGCUUCAUCAGGAGAGUUGAAUACUCUGAGUGGGUGUCGAACCCUAUGCUCGUCAAGAAACCAAACGGCAAGUGGAGAAUGUGUAUUGAUUUCACCAACUUAAAUGAAGCGUGUCCAAAAGACCUUCACCCCUUGCUAAAUGUUGAGAAGUUGGUAGAGCGAGCAGCCGGACACGAACGCAUGAGUUUCCUUGAUGCCAGCUCAGGUUAUCACCGGGUCAUCUUUAAGCUCCAGAUCGGUAGGAACAUUGAAGUAUAUGUGGAUGACAUGAUAGUUACCAGUAAGCGAGCUGAAGAUCAUAUAGACGACCUGAAUGAAACAUUUCAGAACUUGCGCCGAGCCCAAAUGAAGUUGAAUCCCCUAAAAUGCACAUUUGCUGUAGAAUCAGGAAAAUUCCUAGGGUUCAUAGCCAAGUUGGCAGAAAGAUGCCUCCCAUUUUUUAAAGCCUUGAGAGAGCCCAGGAAUUUUCAGUGGACCGGCGAAUGUCAACGGACGUUUGACGAGCUCAAACAAUAUCUGCCGUCAGCACCCCUGCUUUCCAAGCCUAUGGAGGGGGAAAGUUUAUACUUGUAUUUGGGAGUUACAGAGAAGGCCAUGAGCUUGGUUUUGCUAAGAGAACAAAAUAAACAUCAGAAGCCCAUCUGCUACGUGAAUCUACUGUUCAGGAAGAUACUGCAGAAGUCCAAACUCUCUGGUCGGCUUAUUGGGUGGGCUGUCAAGCUGAGCGAGUACGACCUCAAAUUUCAGCCGCACACAACCAUUAAAGGGCAGGCUAUGGCGGACUUCCUAGUGGAAUGCCUUUCAACGACUGUAGAAGAAAGGGCGUCCAUAUACCCAGUCUGGGUUUUAUAUGUAGAUGGAGCUGCUAAUAUUGAUAGAUCGGGUGCUGGGGCAGUGCUAGUGGGCCCAAAUGGCUUUAAAUCCAAGCACGCAUUAAGGUUCAAGUUUCAAACAACAAAUAAUGCUACAGAGUAUGAAGCCCUCAUUUAUGGUUUGAAGCUAGCGUCCGAGUUGAAAGUUCACAGCAUAAGGAUUUUCAACAAUUCUCAGCUCAUUGUGGGCCAAGUGAACAGGAGCUGCGAAAUCAGGGAUCCUCAGCUUAGUCGUUAUGCUUCUCUUUACAAGCGAGUAGCCUCAAUGCCCCUACUACGUUGCCUUACUCCUUAUGAAGCUGAAUACGCUGUAAAGGAAGUUCAUGAAGGAGUAUGUGGCACACAUAUAGGCGGUAAAACAUUGGCUCAGAAACUCCUGAGACAUGGGUAUUACUGGCCUACUAUGAUCAAGGACGCACAGAGUUAUGUCAAAAGGUGCCUGACCUGCCAGUUCAAUGCUGAUGACAUUCACACGCUAGCAAGAGAAAUGCUAUCAUCACUCUCAUCACCCUGGCCUUUUGCUCAAUGGGGAGUUGAUCUGCUCGAUCCUUUUGUCAAAGGCAAAGGAGGUUGCACAUACCUAGUUGUCGCAAUGGAUUACUUCACCAAAUGGAUAGAAGCCAAAUCAUUAUCCACGACAACAGAGAAAAAAAUAAAGGAAUUCCUGUUCAACUUGAUAUUAUGUAGGUUUGGCAUACCUAAAUGGAUCACUGCUGACAAUGGUCCACAAUUCCGAGUCGUAGCACUCAGGUUGUUCUGCAAUGACUAUGGCAUUGAGCUUGCCUUGACAUCUGUAUAUACUCCACAAUCCAAUGGGCAAGACGAGUUCGCCAAUAAAAUCGUCUUGCGAGGCCUCAAGGCGCGUGUUUUAGCCACACACUCUAAUUGGGUUAACAAGCUCAAUAAAGUGCUUUGGUCAUGUCGCACUACACCCAGCUCGACCACAGGCGAAACCCAAUUCAGCCUCGCCUAUGGAGCUAAGGCCAUUAUCCCUAUAGAGGUUAGAUUGCCAUCUGACAGAUUAGAUCGGCACAAUGAUCCUAAUAAUGAGCAACUUUUAAGAAAGAACCUAGACCUUGUAGAAGCGGUUAGGGAGAUGUCUCGAAUAAAAAACAUGGCAUAUCAAAGUCGUGUUGCUAGAUUUUAUAAUAAGAGAGUCUGAGCUCAUCAGUUUCAGGUUGGCGAUCUGGUUUUACGCAAAGCUAGAUUAACCAAUGCUUAUUUGCACAUGGGCAAGCUCGCUUCUAAUUGGGAAAGUCCAUAUAUGGUUGUUCAAGUUAAGCGACCUGGAUCUUAUGUGUUAGCAGACAUGCAAGGAUGCCAGUUGUCAUUCAUUUGGAAUGUAUAUAAUCUCAAGAGAUAUUACAGUUAAUGUACAUGUUAGUGAGAAAUAUGCUCGAGAAAAUGUAAAGUAUACACACAAUGCAAUAAAGAGGAAACGGUUCG